AUGGACGCGUACAGUAAGAAUCCAGUUAUGAUAGACCCUUUGGCUGUGCACGCAAUAAAGAAAACCAGUGCGUACCAUCGUCUGUGCAAACUCUAUGCUGAGCUAUUCGAGAAGAAACCAUCAACUUCGCCUGAAAAAGAAGAUAUAAUGAUUAACUGCAUAAAUAAAAUUAUGAUUGAAAUAGUGAACGGACAAAUAGACCAAUUCAUCAAGCUAAAGCCCUCGCACAUAGAGCCCCACAUGAUGGAGGCGUUCAGAAAGACCAUGCAGUACAGAAAAGCAGUCAGUGUCAGAGAAAUAGCCCAGUUCUGGAAAAUAAUGAUAAAAGACCAGAUAAAAGCAAAGAGCCCAAACAUCGAUGAACUUCUGCAGGACCUUAUGUUUUAUCUGUCCGUUCAUAUAAGCCGUCUCUUCUCUUUCAUAAGCUACUUUCAAACAAUACAGAAAAACACAGAAUCAAAAGAACACAAAGCCAGAAACCAAAGAGUGCUAAACCUUGUGAUGAGGCAGAGAGAGAAGUACAACCAAAUGCACAUGAUAAACUGCAUAAAUAUAAAAGAGAUAGAGUAUAUAUUAAGAGAAACAUACCGAACCAAAAUAGAGAAGAACAAUGACUUAGAUGCUUCCAUAGACUUUUUACAGAACAUCUACAGGACGAGUGACUGCCAUCUUAUUGAAGUUGUGAGCGAAAGAAUAGACAAGAUCAUGAAAGCAGUCAAAUCACACAAGUUCAACAUAAGCAGCAAAAAGAACAAAGAGCUCAUCUCUGAGUUCUACACCUACUACUACUGGUACAGAUACAUGCGCGAGUACGACCGCCACCUCUUUGAUUCAGUGUACGGGGACUACAUUCUGGACAAUCUCAUCGUUCGGUUCUUAGAUGACGAGAUAUCAAACUAUGCAUACAAAAUACACCACAUGGAAGACUGCCAGAAUGUCUUCGACUCCUAUGAAGAGAACAUAAGGAUGGAGGCAAGAAAAAAGAAAGAAAAGAUCAAGAAGAAGUCUUCAAAAGAACAGAUAUUCAACAGGCGCCGCACUGUUCUAGCAUGUAAAAUCAGAAAAGAGAUAGAAAAAAAGAGCAUGAAACAAAGAAUAAAAAGCAUGACCAGAAACUACAAAGCAAGAAGAGUGAUUGUCUUCCUGUCUAUAUCCAUCACCACACUGGCUCUGCUAUUUAUUUCUCUUCUCGCUUACUAUGUAUACUGUGUCUACAGAAGAAAAAAAGAGAGCACAGCAGUAUAA
Messenger RNA from Nematocida minor, 1245 nucleotides. RefSeq lists its product as uncharacterized. The record is from RefSeq and is a predicted model, not a curated record. Bases 1 to 1245 code for a protein of 414 amino acids. The transcript has a single exon. Lineage: Eukaryota; Fungi; Microsporidia.